AUGUCGUUGAUGGGUCGAGCCCUGAGCCGUGAGGAUCAGACUUACGAGACAGAUUCAGCGCUUUCAGAGCAAGGAUCGAGUAACCCGCGAUCUCAAACUCAGAACGAAGACGCCGAUGGGUUUGAGCCCAUCUCCUUUAAGCGAAAACAGAAGAAGCCAUCUCGUUUCAGCCUGUCUGGUUUGCUCUCAAAUACCGCUGGCGGUUCGAGCAACGUCUUCUCCUUCCAUAGAACACGCGAUUCGAGCGAUGGAGACUCCUCGCCUUUACAGUCUCAAGAACCAAUCGGCCCCAAUGGAGAUGCAAGUAUGAAAGACGGUGGUCCUCGAGACUGGUACGUCGAAGGCCCUGGUCGGCGAGUUGGCUAUGACGAUUUUACUGCUAUCGAUUGGAUAUACGAGUACACGAAGGAACGCCAACGGAAACGACUACUAUACUCAACUGGCCAGGGCAUUGUGGGGUAUCUGAGACGAUUCUUCGAAGCGAGCAAUGUUUGGCUUGUCUUGAUUGCGACCGGGAUCGCAGUCGGGCUUCUUGCGGGGGCGAUUGACAUCACGACGGAUUGGUUGGGGGAUCUCAAGAUUGGGUACUGUCGAAGUGGCAGUGGAGGUGGGAAAUUCUACUUGAACAGAAGUUUCUGUUGUUGGGGCUUAGAUGACUACUCCAAAUGUAUGGACUGGACGCCGUGGAGUUCAGCGCUGACCGUUUCUUCGAGUGCGGGCGCGUACAUUACUGCGUACAUCUUCUAUAUCGGUUUCUCAGUCGCUUUUGCCCUAUGUGCAUGUAUCUUGGUCCGCAAAUUUGCGAUCUAUGCCCGGCACAGCGGCAUUCCAGAGAUCAAAACUAUCCUUGGAGGAACGGUGAUCCGCCACUUCAUGGGCCCAUGGACGCUGGUGAUCAAGUCUCUCGGGCUAUGCUUGGCGGUUUCGUCCGGUCUUUGGCUCGGGAAAGAGGGUCCACUAGUACAUGUUGCAUGUUGUUGUGCCAACAUCAUGAUGCGGCCAUUUGACAGUCUCGCUGGAAAUGAAGCAAGAAAACGCGAGAUCCUCUCUGCUGCGGCUGCGGCGGGGAUUUCUGUUGCCUUUGGUGCUCCCAUAGGUGGUGUUCUCUUCAGCCUCGAGCAAUUGUCUUAUUACUUUCCGGACAAAACAAUGUGGCAAAGCUUUGUUUGUGCUAUGGUGGCUGCGGUUACUUUGCAAGCAGUCAACCCGUUUCGCACAGGAAAGAUCGUCUUGUAUCAAGUGACAUACACUCGAGGCUGGCAUCGCUUUGAAGUCAUACCAUUCAUUAUUCUUGGUAUCAUCGGCGGGCUUUUUGGCGCGUUCCUCAUCCGGGUCAAUACCAAGAUCACCCGGUGGCGUCGAUCCCGGUCUGCCUCGCGACCCAUUGUAGAGGUUGUGGUCAUAUCCCUCAUAACGGCUUUGAUCAACUUUCCGAAUCAUUUCAUGAGGGCUCAAAAUUCGGAGCUGGUCCAGGCUCUUUUCGCAGAAUGCACGAGCGAGACCUAUGAUCGCUUCGGACUCUGCGUCACUGGGGCAGGGGCUUUCGGUGUGGUUACUAUGCUGCUCCUCGCUGCCGCUCUUGCUUUUCUGCUUGCUUCGGUCACUUUUGGUCUUGAUAUACCCGCUGGUAUCAUCUUACCUUCAGUGGCAAUUGGUGCAUUAUACGGCCGCGCACUUGGAAUACUCGUCCGAAUGUGGCAAGAGGCCUAUCCAAAGAUCUUCUUAUUCGCCCGAUGUGAGCCCGACAUACCCUGUGUGACUCCAGGUUUAUAUGCCAUUAUUGGUGCAGCAUCUGCUCUAGGUGGUGCCACACGCAUGACACUUUCAAUUGUUGUUAUCAUGUUCGAAUUGACUGGUGCCCUCACCUAUGUCAUUCCCAUCAUGAUUGCCGUCAUGUUGUCCAAAUGGUGCGGCGAUAUCUUUGGAAAGCGUGGCAUUUAUGAAUCUUGGAUUCAACUGAAUGAAUAUCCUUUCCUUGACCACCGUGACGACAGUACUCCACCAGACGUCUACGCACGGCGGGUGAUGACUCAUUUCGACGAUUUGGCUGUGAUCACCGCCACUGGGCACACGAUAGGCUCGCUUCGCACUCUCGUGGCGAACACCACUUAUCGUGGGUUCCCCGUCAUCACUGAAUCCUCCACUCCGGUCCUUCUUGGAUAUAUCCGGCGGAACGAGCUUUCCUUUGCUUUGAAUCACUCUGCCUCUCCUGGAAAUCGAAAUCUCGCAGAUGACACGCAGGUGUUCUUCAUUCAUCAGCCGUUCGCAGACCCCAUUGAAACUUUGGACCUUCGUCCCUGGAUGGAUCAGACCCCAAUCACUCUCAACAGCAAUAUUAGCUUCCUGAUCGUUCUACGCAUGUUUCAGCGGCUGGGUUUGCGAUACGUUCUUUUUGCCAACAAAGGGGUUCUACAGGGCCUGUUGACCAAGAAAGAUGUCUGGUCUGUACUCAAUGGGGUUGAAUUUCGCCGUCAAGAAGCUCUGCGUGAGGAAGAAUUCCAGGACAGCCGCGAGGCUGAGGAAGUUGGUCUGCUUCAGGGUCAGGAAAGAAGUAGUUUGAGUGACUCGGUGGGACAGAACUCAAUAUGA
Molecule: messenger RNA, 2589 nt
Organism: Penicillium oxalicum
Lineage: Eukaryota; Fungi; Ascomycota; Eurotiomycetes; Eurotiales; Aspergillaceae
Product: chloride channel protein
Exons: 6
Coding region: 1-2589 (862 amino acids)
Biological process (GO): chloride transport; transmembrane transport
Cellular component (GO): early endosome; membrane; Golgi apparatus
Molecular function (GO): voltage-gated chloride channel activity
Source: RefSeq, a predicted model, not a curated record